CCAAGAAGUAGUUACAGUAAGACAAAUAAGGUAGGGUAUCCACCAAUAUUCUCAUACCUAAGUCCAAAUCAUUUUCCCUUUCUCUCUUUCACCUCUUCUUUUUAAUCUCUCUAUGCUUUUUUCUUCUUCAUCUUCAAUACUUAUAUGGAGCAAGCAAGGUGCUGGAUGUUGACUAAGCGAAAACACAGUAUGACUUCAAAUCAUCAUCUUCAAAAAUCAACUAAUUCUCACCCUCCAUACGAAGAUUCAUGGGAAGAACAAGCUUUUGCAGAAGAUGCAGCUGCUUCUUUAGGCGGUUGCGUGUGGCCACCAAGAUCUUAUUCUUGCAGCUUUUGUAGAAGAGAAUUUAGGUCUGCUCAAGCUUUGGGCGGUCAUAUGAAUGUCCAUAGAAGAGAUAGAGCUAGACUAAAGCAAUCUCCAGGCCCUAACAAUGAACUUGUUAAUCAUCAUCAUGACCAUCAAAAUCAUCACAAUCUCUUUCAGAAUCAAUUUUCUUCUUUGGGUAAUUAUCAAUAUCCAUCUCAGAUUUGUACUCUGGUUUAUAGCCCUAACCCUAAUUCUAAUCCUUCUGCUAUCAAUAAUAUUGCAUCACCUCCUUCACCUACUCGUCAACUGAAUUGCAAUAAUGAAAAGAAUUUUUUCCCUCCUUUUUCUUCUUCUUGUAAUAUUAAACAAGUAGAUGGAAGAAAAUCCAUACCUCCUAGAUCUUCCCCUCCAAUCUCCGUGACCGACGGAUAUUACUGUAAGUCAGAUCCCAGAAGCAAAGCAGAGAAGAAUUCAAGAAUUGUAGGAUCUACAGAAUGUAGUGCUAAGGUAGAUUGUGUGAAAACUGAUUUGUCUGUGAGCUUGAAUUUAGUGGUUCGACGAACAUGCCCAACAAUAACAGACAAUAAUGAUGAUGAUGUAGAGGGGAAGGAGGCUAUAGUUCGCAAAAGAAGGAAACAUAACCAUGUCCAGUCAGAGGUAUUUGAAAUUAGCCCUUGUUUUAGAGAGGAAUUGGAUCUUGAACUCAGGCUUGGUGACCGGCCGUCUAAGGUAAAGUAGUAGUUGCCGAAACCCUCAGGAACUACAUAUUGAUAUAUUUAGUACUACUGGUUUUCUCUUGUUCAUUUUUCUUUUUUCCCUUUGAGUUUGAUCACUUCUACUGUCCUGAGUGCUUAUGAAUUCGCAAGAUCAUGUAAUAAUAUA
Messenger RNA from Jatropha curcas, 1188 nucleotides. It is a transcript of the gene ZFP10, whose product is annotated as zinc-finger protein 10. The record is from RefSeq and is a predicted model, not a curated record. NCBI's taxonomy places the organism in Eukaryota, Viridiplantae, Streptophyta, Magnoliopsida, Malpighiales, Euphorbiaceae.